AUGGUCGAGUUUUUUGGUGGUCGAACUGCUUCCAUUGCAGAGUUCCAAUCACAUCAUCUCAACAACCUUGGCAAUAAGCAUUCUGAAUGUGUCUGCCAAAGACAAUUCAGAGGAAAAACCAUCCUCGACCAGAUCUUCCAAGCCCUCGCUAACAUCAACUUUUCGAAGGGCUAG
Dovyalis caffra is the source of this 174-nucleotide messenger RNA. NCBI's taxonomy places the organism in Eukaryota, Viridiplantae, Streptophyta, Magnoliopsida, Malpighiales, Salicaceae. The record is from the annotation of a GenBank genome assembly.